CCAGCAAGAGUCCGGAAGAGUGUAUGCAAGCUAAUAUAAGAAUGAAAGAAAUUAAUCAAGCUUAUGAAGUUUUGAGUGUAGAAGAGUUAAGAAGACGAUACGAUGCUGGCGAAAUUGACUUUUUUUCAUCACAAAAUAAUGAACAAUCAAAAGCGAUGGAUGAAAUUCAUGAAGAAGCGAAAAAAUUUUAUGCAGAAAUGUUUAAAAAAGCACUUGCGGUGCAAAGAAUGUUGAUUCGUAGCCGAAUAAGGUCAAAAAUAGAUCACAAACUAAGUGAAAUAGAAAUUAGAGAAGAUAGAAGUAUUGAAGGUUUUUUGGAUAAGAGCAAAAUAAACAAUUUCAAGGAAAAAAUGAUUAAGGCAAUUAGAGAGAGAGGAGCCGAACUUGCAGCUGGUAUAAACAAUCCUGAACUUAACAAAGUUAGGAGUGAAGUUAUCGAAUCUAUAGAAAGGUUGCUUGCUGACAAAAACUUAAAAAUAGAAGAUUUACCCGAAGAGCAUCGUAAUUACAGAGAGCAGAUAAAUGAUCUGAUAAAUGUGUGA
This is a messenger RNA of Paraglomus occultum, 542 nucleotides long. NCBI's taxonomy places the organism in Eukaryota, Fungi, Glomeromycota, Glomeromycetes, Paraglomerales, Paraglomeraceae. The record is from the annotation of a GenBank genome assembly.